Alternaria triticimaculans is the source of this 2472-nucleotide messenger RNA. RefSeq lists its product as uncharacterized. The transcript has a single exon. The record is from RefSeq and is a predicted model, not a curated record. The coding region runs from base 1 to 2472 and encodes 823 amino acids. Lineage: Eukaryota; Fungi; Ascomycota; Dothideomycetes; Pleosporales; Pleosporaceae. Gene Ontology annotation, biological process: regulation of DNA-templated transcription.
AUGGCGGAGGUAGUAGGCCUGGUCGCCAGCGUCGUUCAGCUGGCUGGCGCAGGCUUGAACCUGUCAGAAACGUUGUACCACUAUGUUGAUGGCGUGGCUACUGCCGAUCGCAGGAUCCAGGAUAUCGCGAACGAAGUCAAACUCACAAGUUCGGUCAUCAAAGAGCUGGGGACCAUCUUCGAGAAAAACGAUACAGCAAACCUGAUUUCGGAAAAUGCGGUCAAGACGGCGAACGAGACAUUCAAGGAGUGCUUUGCAGUCUUCACGGAGCUUGACUUGAAGAUCAACAGGGGCAAGCCAGGCAAGCCAGAUAAGAUAGGAAAAAUGAGUCGACUGAUGUUACCCUUCAAAGAAAACAAGAUCGAACUUCUGCGAAGCCAAAUUGAAAAGCUCAAGAGUACGCUGCAGCUGCUGAUGCAGGUCCUCAUACAUGCCCACCAAGUCUCUUCAGAAAAGUACAGCCGCGAGGCUGAAGCGAAACACCGGGAAGAGAUUAAGCAGUUGCUCGAAAACAAGAAGCAGGCCACGAAGAAGUACGAGGAGUCGCUAAGAAAUUUCAGUAUCAGCGACGGCAGCACUGCUGUGGAUGAUGGCGAUCGAUCAGUACAAGAUGAAGACGACUUUGGUUCGUCGUCUAACCUCUUCAACGCUGCGGGAGCCAUGGGCUCAACGAUCAACCCCGAUACAAUUGCCACAUGUGUCGACCAUGUACGAAGCCUGCUCGCAGAUAUUGAGACAUUGCAGCUUGCUUUGGCCAGACAAGUAAAUGGGGACGACCACUCAGAUCACCAUCAGAAGGCUAUUGGAUCUUACUUUCUCGCUCGCUCUCAUCUCGACAGUGUCCUGCUUGGCAAGUCUCAAGCCAAUGUCACUGAUGCGCAAAUGCGGCAAUCGAGCAGCGAAGCGAGCGGAGAGAACAUAGCAUCUGCUGUGGCAAAUGUAACGCCGCCCGAUAGCCACGCCCUCGCCGCUUUGCGCGACGAAAGGGCACGAAAAGAAAUGAAGAUAAAGAUGGAAAUGGAAAUGGAGCGGGCACGUAUCGUUGCUGAAGCGAGAACGAAGUCAGCCGACGUAAGCAUAAAUGACAAGGAGAGAGAGGCAGCUUGGAUGAUAGAACGAGAAGUGCGCCUUGAGCGCGAAGCCAGAGAUCAAGUGAGGGCCGAAACGGAGCGUGAACGCAGGGCGCACGGGUCAGUUCAUCGCCCUGCAUUGCGUCCGGAUAGUAUCGAAGAUUUUCCCAUCGAUUUUCCUCCUAGUGCUGAGUAUAGGCAAACCAAGUACCGCGAGGAGCAUGCAUCACCUCGCCGCACCAGUUCCGAGAACCGUGAACUACGCAAAGUUGAAGAGGAGCGUGCACCCAAUCGAAUUGCAGCUGGGCCGCCUAUUCUUCGGUCCAAACCCUCGAGCUCUCCUGUAGGUGACGUUCAGCCCCGCUCUAUAAGCCAGGCGAAGUUCGGGAAGCUGGAAGCUCGCGCUCGAGGCGAGAGACUUUGGCAAGAAGAGAUGCGAAGAAGAGAGGGCAUUACUACUCCUGCAAGGGAUGAUGUAUUCCCCAAGCGCGGCUCACGUCCACGUGCAUCAUUACAGCCAUCGCAGUCAGUCCGCGAUAAACCUCGUUCACUAUCAGCUUCAUACCUGUUAGAAGAGCGCCGUCCAUCCACAGUUAUCGUUAAUACCGCAACUUCACCUCCUAAGAAAGUGUACAAGAAGUUGUAUUCGAAGGACGCACCGAAACUUGUGAUCGCUGAGCAGCGUUUGAGAUCUAGAAGUAGAGAACGCCCUUACGACAGCAGUAAGCCCCGACCGCGCCUUCAUGGCAUGAGUGAUAGCGAUAGCGAUCGCCCCACAGUGCCCGCAAGCAUGUAUCGCGACACAGAGCCAGCCUGGCGAAAGCCACGUCCUUACAGCUUGGAACGUGGCUCUCGUCCCACCAGCAUGAUCUCGGAGCGUCCUAGGCCGUCGCGCCGCAAGUCCAUCGAUGAAGUCAAGGAUUUCGACGAGUCAGCGGGCGUAGGGGGAAUCAUCGGCGCAGCCACCAGCAACCGUGACCAAUUCCGCUCACGCUCUCCUUCAGAUCACUCGAACGAAGACGCUGGUAUCAUCAGACCGUCCAAACGUGUACAAGAAGAGGGCAGGACCAAGAAGCGAGAAGAAAAGAUGCUUGACGAGUGGGGAUUGAAACCGAGGAGGGAAGGGCUAGAGAAAGCAAGACGCGAUAUGAAAGGGAAGAGUCCAAAGAGUAGGUCUAGUCCUGUUUUUGGAACUUUUGGUGUCCAAGUCUACAGAAUACUUAAGUACCACAACAUCGAGAGUACAACGCUAACGCUACCAUCAACAGACCCAACGGGUACGAAGGAGAAGAAACAAGGAAGAAUAAGUUUACAGAGCUCCGCUGGAGCUAUGUGUAAGUUAGACUCAUUCGCCCGUUACAGCAUGUCACUGACACAGUGUAGCCAGCUACCCGUUGCCUGA